Molecule: messenger RNA, 1577 nt
Organism: Anopheles stephensi (Asian malaria mosquito)
Lineage: Eukaryota; Metazoa; Arthropoda; Insecta; Diptera; Culicidae
Product: protein THEM6
Exons: 3
Coding region: 465-1172 (235 amino acids)
Source: RefSeq, a predicted model, not a curated record
AUCUGAAAUGCACGCCAAAAUCGUUCGACAUCACAGAUCGUAGUAGCGCAUGCGCUACCAUAACCAAAACAAACCACCAUUAGCCAUGGCCUACCCGGUCGUCCUGGAUGCUCGCUACCACCGUACAUAUACUUCCGAUUGCAAACACUCACACUCACAUAUUCCCAACCAAACUGUCAUCUGGAUACCGUCACUGCGGUCAGAAUCCAUCCAAGGUAUCCAUCGUCGACCAGCUAGGAGGGAAAAAAGGAUGGUUUCAUAGGUUUUGGAGCAAAAAAGUUUCUGAUACUCAGUUCCCGCUUGGACCGAAUUGACGCGAGAAAUGUGAGGACUUCGUCGGAACGAAUCGAACACAGGAGGAGAAGCGUGCUGUAUAUCCACUUGGUAACAGAGUGCUUCAGCAGGACGUUGCCAGCUUUUCUAAGUGCACGGGGAAUAGUAAAGCCAACAACAACUACGGCAGCAUGUUGUGUACGGCGCUAGGAAUUGUGCUCGGUGUGGUCGGCCUGCUGUAUGCCUUGUUUGAGCUGCACUACUUUCUGCGGAUGUGCCUUUGCGUUGUGUCGGCGCGCUAUCUCAAGAAGCGAAUGCACAUUCUGGACACGGGAACUGUUGCGGGUCUCUGUCUAACGAAUGACAUCGACACGCUGCUGUACCACAUGAACAAUGCGCGCUAUCUACGAGAGAUAGACUUUGCACGGGUAGAUUUCUACGAACGGACAUCCCUCUACCGGACGAUCCGCAGUAAAGGAGGAUCCGUAGUGCAGGGUGCCACCACCAUACGCUACCGGCGCUUUAUUCGUCCCUUCACUCGCUUUACGAUCAGCUCCAGGAUCGUAUACUGGGACAAUCAAUCCAUCUUCAUGGAGCAUCGGUUUCUGGGCGGUACGGACGGAUUUAUCCACUGCAUAGCCCUCUGCCGGCAGCGUGUGAUGCAAUGUUCGGUCGAGGACGUAAUGGCGACGCUGCUCAAGAGUGGCAUCAGUCUGCAGAGCGCCACGAAGAAGCUACCGGCCACCACCACCAGCUCGACCGAGUAUCUGGAGAAGGUGGAAACGGGUACGGGCGGUGUUGAUCCGGCCAGCCUUUCCAAGCCCGAUCUACCGCCCGAGGUGGCCAAAUGGCUCGAAUGGAACGAUAUCUCCAGCGCUAGCUUACGCAGCGAAUGUUAAGGGAACACAUUGUUCCCAAUGUCCGAGACAUUCCAGAGCGUAGAGGGCACUACUUCAGAUGUCGUGACGUCUGUUCGUCGUGUCCCGCUUCAAUGUUGUGCACUCCUGCAAACUCCUUACUUCCCACAUCCCAGCGCUAGAAGCGUGGUCGGAGAUUCAAGGGCCAAGUGGUUGCUUUCCGUGUUACCGCACCGUAGGCGCGUACCUAGGCGGAUUUGUGUGCCGCACACUUAGAACACACUCCUCCCGAUCUCGAUGAUCUCACGCACUCGCUAUCUUUCUAUCUCUCUCUCUCUCUCUAUCUCGUUGUUGAUCCUUCUCUGGUAGUUAACAAAUGGCAACUUAUAAGAAUAAAACCUUAAGGCAAUGUGGUCAGCCCCAGUGCGAUCCUUGCUCCAAUUUCAA